This is a messenger RNA of Durusdinium trenchii, 3717 nucleotides long. The record is from the annotation of a GenBank genome assembly. NCBI's taxonomy places the organism in Eukaryota, Dinophyceae, Suessiales, Symbiodiniaceae.
AUGCAGCACCAAAGUUGGGCCAGAUAUGGACAACCUCAGUCAUUGGAUGCGCGCUCCCGGCAGGUGGCGCAGGCACAGAACAGGCCAAUACUCCUGUCUGCGAACCAUCGCAGCCCUGUGCCUGCCAAAGUUUUGGCGAAACAGCCAAUUGCCACUCAGAAGUUGCAGCCACAGAAGGCCAUGAGUCCUAGGACGACGCUUUUGGUGAGAGAGGUGGAUGACAGAGCGCCGAGGAGCCCCUCGUCUGUGAGUUCGCUUCCAUCUGCAUCUAUGUCUGCCUGUAUGAAGGGCCGCAGUGGCUACCACAGCCCUCAGGAAAUGCCGCCUGCUGACGCUGCAGCAGGGCUUGGGCAUGGCCGUCGAGAGGCCAUCAACGAAAGCCAAGACAAGAUCAGUGGGUCAUCACCAUCGCACUUGGCGAGCACUUGCAGUACUUCUGCAAGUGCACGUGAUAGCUUGCCGUUGGGUGCUUUGCGGGACAAGCUUCGGGAGCUCUUGCCCAAAGAUUUGCAGGAGCGAUGCGAUGCGACUGCAUCCAAGGGUGAUGCCCCGAACAAUGCAGGCUCUAUGCUGUCUACCUCGCAGGCAGACUUUCAAGCAGAACUGAAGAAAGAGCAAAUGAGCCGUGAGGCUUUGGCCCAGAAGGUUCAGGAGCUCGAGGAGCGGCUCCACCACGCGACAAGCUCUAUGAGCCAGGUGGCAGAAGCCAGGAAUGCCACGGACUCCGCCACAGAUGCCAUGCUUAAUGCCCUAAGGCGAGGCAUGGAGGAGAUCGGGGAUAGAUGUGGAACAUUGGAAGCUGAGAAGGAGAACGGAGCUUGUACAGUAGUUCGUCUGAAAGACACAGAGGCAAAAUUCAACCAGAUGCUGAGAAAGAUGGAGGCUUUAACCCACUCGGCAGACUCCAGCCAGGGAGCAGCCAAGGACCAGGACCUGGUUGCAGCGGUUCACACCUUGCAGAGCCAGUUCCAAGUCUUGCAGGCGGAGAAGCGCCAGGUGGCCGAGGGUCUCAGCGCCAUGGCGCAAAAGCAGUUGCUUUUGGAGACGAUGCAACAAGAGCUUCGCGAAAAGAUCCCACAAGUCACUCAGACAGCUUCGAAGUUGAGCAACCUGGAGGGGUCUUUGGCAUUGCUGCAAGCGCAGCAAAAGGACUUGGCAGCCUCUGUGCAGGGUGUUGCCAACAUGUACCAGGCUUGUCCAGAGCAUGUCGGCUCCAUGGACAAAGUGGCUGUUGCCACCAUGCUGCAGCCCAUUCAGCAGUGCCAGCAGCAGCAGGCCAAGGACUUGCAAGAGCUGAAAGCCUUGAUCGAAGCCAAAGUUGGUGAAGAGAACGAGGUAGCAACAAUGGCAGAUGCCUUGAGCAUGCUAUGCACAAAAGUGGAUGAGCUUGCAAACGCCAAUCCGGAAGAUCGAUUCGGCGCUGAGUUAGGCACCAUUGCAAAGGCCUUAACUUCCUUGACAGAUCGUGUGGAUCAGCUGGAGGCGAAAGGCAAUCUGGAGGCAAGGCGCAUCCAGUCCCGUCGAGUGCAUCCUCCCAAACAAGAGAACAGCGGCCACGAGCGCCCAGCCCACGGAGGCGACGACCGUUUGCGUCGCUUCCAGCUUCAUGAGCUCGGUCCCGGAGAGUUGGUGCGAGACGUCUCCUUGGCCGCACUUCGUCUGUGGCUUGACGCCCCGGGGAGCGACGUGGAGAAGGCCCUGCGGAAAGCCAUGCGGGCGAAACACGCGGCCUUGAACCAGGCCACGCGAGCGGCGAUCGCACAGCGUGUCCUGGGCAUUGCCGUCUUCCACGGACGUUUGGUACAUCUCCUGGACAAGACAAGGAGCACACGGAGCACCGGAGAGGCUUCCACGGAGCAUGGAGGCUCUCUUUGGGCGGAAUUGCUCUUGGAGCUCUUUGUCCGCCGGGAGUUGAGAGAAGAGGGAGAAGACCGUGAAGAGAAAGGUCAGAAAGGUGAGUUGACGCGCAGAUGUGAGAAUCUCAGUGAGAUCGAUGAGCAAAGAGUGUCACAGGCAGUCCAAGCCCCACUCUUUGAGGCUCACGAGAAUGCUGUGAGCAUCGUAAGCCUGGCUCAACGCCUUGCAGUUGUUUGGUCUCUACCCCUUUGGAUGGCGGAAAGCUGGCUCCAGCAGUUCGGCGUUUGGUCGUCCUUCGCCCUGGGCCGUGCCAUGUCUCGUCCAGCUCGGGUGACCCUAAGGGUGAACACAUUCAACACCAGUCGCUUGGCCCUGAUGGAAAUGCUGAUGCAGCAUGGAAUACGCAGCAUCCCCACAGGUGAGAGCCCUUAUGGUCUUUGGCUUCCAGAUGGCCGUCCACCUGGAGGAGGAGUUUGGCAGUUGCCUGGUUACAGUGAAGGUCUUUUUGAGGUCCAAGAUGAAGGGUCUCAGUUGUUAGCUUUGGCCACCGAAGCCAAGACUGGAGAGUGUGUCGUGGAUUACUGCGCAGGUCGUGGCGGAAAGACUUGGCUGCUGGCGGCCUUGGUUGCGCCCACGGGCCGUGUGUAUGCCUGGGACGUCGAAGAGGAUCUGCGAAAACAACUGCACGGUGCUCGUGCAAAGCGCGCUGGCGCAUCCGGUCUGGUGGAAGUGCCAAGCAGCAAACCAGGGCCUGAAAUGAUUUCUGGUGGGGCUGAUGUGGUUUUGGUCGAUGCCCCUUGUUCGUCCUCUGGAGUUUUGAGACGACAUCCAUCUCAACGCUGGGCCUUGAAGUUUGAAGAGUUGUCGCAGAUUGCAGCACUCCAACUUGCAAUUUUGGAAGAGGCCUCGCAACUGGUGCGUCCGGGUGGCCGUUUGGUUUAUGCCACUUGUUCUUUGAUGCACGUGGAGAACAGCGAAGUCGUAGAGGCUUUUGAAGCGCGCGCCGGGCAGAGCUUUCUCCCAUGGCCCUUUCAGAGGCACUGCCGUCGGCACUGCCGUACCUUGCUGCCUCACGUGGAUGGGACUGACGGCUUCUUCAUGGCUCGCUGGGAGAAAAGUCUCGCCUCGAGCAUGGCGGACUUAGAUGACAAUCUGGAUGAGGCAGAAAGAGUCUUUGAGAGCCAGUACGAACGUGUGGAGCCCUCCCUCUUAGGAGAGGGGACAUACGGAAAGGUCUUCAAAGCCAGAUCCCUUCGUACUGGAGAGUUGGUUGCCAUGAAGCAGAUGAAAAUUGAGGGCUCUGAAGAUGGAAUGCCCAGCACUGCCCUUCGAGAGAUUGCACUCUUGAAGGAACUGAAGGAUCAUCAGAACAUUGUGAAGCUGCUCAAUAUUUUCUACAAGCCGAGCAAGUUAAUCUUAGUGUUUGAGUUCGUCGAGAACGAUCUGAAGAAGUACAUGCGCUCCAUGAGCAACAAGCUGUCGCCUGCGGCGGUGAGGAAUUUUGCGUUGCAGCUUUUCGAAGGGGUGCAGUUCUGCCACGCCAGCCGCAUCCUGCAUCGUGAUCUGAAACCGCAGAAUCUCCUCAUCGACCAGCACUUGAGACUGAAGAUUGCUGACUUUGGCCUAGCCAGACCAUUCCAUGUGCCACUGGGGGAGUACACACAUGAAGUGAUUACGGUGUGGUACCGGCCACCUGAGAUCCUGCUUGGUAGCCAAAUAUACAGCUUGCCUGUGGACUUGUGGAGCAUUGGCUGUGUGAUUGCAGAGAUGGCCAUUGGCAGCGCGCAGUUUCCGGGUGAUUCUGAGAUUGAUACCAUUUUCAAAAUCUUCCAGAGGCUUGGGACGCCUACUGAGGUGUGA